Messenger RNA from Neurospora tetraspora, 1540 nucleotides. Its product is annotated as U1 small nuclear ribonucleoprotein of 70kDa MW N terminal-domain-containing protein. Gene Ontology annotation, cellular component: precatalytic spliceosome; U1 snRNP; U2-type prespliceosome. The coding region runs from base 93 to 1382 and encodes 429 amino acids. Gene Ontology annotation, biological process: mRNA splicing, via spliceosome. The record is from RefSeq and is a predicted model, not a curated record. Gene Ontology annotation, molecular function: mRNA binding; U1 snRNA binding. NCBI's taxonomy places the organism in Eukaryota, Fungi, Ascomycota, Sordariomycetes, Sordariales, Sordariaceae. The transcript is spliced from 4 exons.
AUUUCCUGGUUUCCGACCGACAUAUUUCAUUCGACGACAAAUAAGAUCAACCACAACACCAACAACCAGCUACAGCGACACGUGAAGCGGCAAUGACGGACAGGCUCCCGCCUAAUCUCCUUGCGCUCUUCGCGCCCCGGCCACCUCUGCGCUGGGUGCCGCCCUGCGAUGUUGCUCCCGAAGAGCGCAAGUCGGCCUUCAUCACCCCAGUUUCCGACUUCCUUCCUGCCAUGCAGGCCUACGAGCAGGAAUACGAGUACCAUCCGACCGAGAGCUGGCUGGAGGCCCGCGACCGCAAGAAGCGCGAGAAGAAGGAGGCUUUGGAGAAGCUGGUGACCGAGGGUCCCAAGAAUUGUACGCGGCAACCCCCCAACGUUGCGCGCAGUUACAACCCCAAUGACGAUCCCAACAUCAGAGGAGAUGCUUUCAAGACGCUGAUAGUGGCGCGUCUUGACUACCGUGCUGAUGAACAGGAUCUCGAGCGCGAGUUCAGCCGCUUCGGUCCCAUCGAGCGUAUCCGUAUCAUCAGAGAUAGCCACGCCGAUGAAAACCCGAACAAGAAGAAAAAGCCCCACCGUGGCUAUGCUUUUGUCGUUUUCGAACGCGAAAAGGACAUGAGAGCUGCUCUAGAUGGCUGUGAUGGCAUCCGUAUCAAGGAUCGCCGCAUCAAGGUCGAUGUAGAGAGAGGCCGCACGGUCAAGGGAUGGAAACCUCGUCGUCUCGGUGGCGGUCUUGGUGGCCGUGGUUACACCAAAGCGAUGCCUGCUAGGCCCAUGGGUCCCGGUGGAUUUGGCGGUCCCGGUGGCUUCCGCGGCGGUGGUUUCGGUGGUGGAUUCAGAGGACGCGACCGCGGCUUCAGGGGUGGUGGCGGCCCCGGCGGCCCCGGCGGCGGCUUUGGAGGCGGUGAUCGCUUCGGUGGACGUAGCGGUGGCGGCGGUUUCGGCGGCGGACGUGACGGCGGCCGUGGCUUCGGCGCCCCAGGUGGCAGCAGUUUCUCCCCUCCGUCGAAUGCUCCCAACGGCCCCGGCGGUGGCUUCGGCGGCCGUGACCGUGACAGCCAUCGUGACAGGGACCGCGAUCGCGACAGCCGCAGGGACGGUCCUAGCGGAAGCAGCGGUGGGUACGGUGGGCGUGAUGGCGGUCGCUCAUAUGAUGACAGAUCUGGCGGCGGAGGUUUCCGCGGCGGCGAACGCAACGCUCGGCAGACUGGCAGCAACAUGGAGCCCAUCAGGCCUAGAGAACCCGGAGCCCCAAGGGAAACCAGAGACGGUGGGUAUCACGGUGGCCGCGACUACGACAGGCCCAGAGAUCACGACGACUCGUCGAGGAAACGCGGGUACGACGGCGGACACGAAGACCCCAGAAAGUUGCGUCGCUAUUAGACAUGAUGAUGGUCGCCGAACAACAUUGACAGACCUAAUCAACAACAUACUGGUCCGGUUUGUCUCGUGGUGGGUAUCAUCAGCCCCCUCUCACUGCUCUCAAGUUUCUACUCAGUAUUCUUCCCUUUUCCUUCGACGAUAAGGGUAAGCCACGACGU